CAAAGUAGUAUAUGACGUCAUGCAUGUUAUCUCUACAGAGAUAAACUCACUGCAGUAUGUCGCCACGUGUAGUAGCGUUCACUCAUAUCGUCUCUACUGUGAUUUUUAUAGGCUAAUAUAAUUGUUAUAAUAAAGAAGAAACAUAAAAUAUCAGGGAUAUUUAAUUUAUAUACACGUCAUAUUGGAUGUAUUUUCUUAGAAAAGUUCAACUAAAAUGAUAUGGCGAAACUCAGCGUGUUUUCUCUUACAGUAUUAGCAGCCGUUGUUGUGGUAACACUGUCACAUUCUCACGAACCGCAAACAUUUCAGGUUUCAGUCGAGAUAAAAGGAGGCUAUUCGUGUACUGGUGCAGUUUUCACCGCUUAUUAUAUACUGACUGCAGCCUCAUGUGUUUACAAUGUCUCGACCUCAGAUGUGUUAGUCCGGACAAAUACAGUCACGCCCGGAUGGAGAGGGACUGUACAUAUGGUGCGAGAGGUGGCCAUCCACCCUGACUAUACUCCGGACAGUCUGUUCCCUGCCAACAUCGCUUUGUUGAAGCUCCAGAAAAAAUUACAUUUUGGAAAUCAAAUUACUCCAGUUACUCUGUGGCGACGGAUGCCCCAUAUUGGAAGUGAGGGAUUCACUACAGGAUGGGGAACAGCUUGUGACCAGUUUAACGAGAUUUCCCAAAAAGCACAGUUGAAGAAAUCCUUUAAAGUUCCAGUAGUCAUUGCGGAGCCAAGAUACUGCUUUGUUAUCAAUAACAGGACCUAUCUGAGCUGUGUGUCUUCCACAACGUCACUCUCAUACAGUCCUUGCCAGACCGAUAUGGGAGGACUCUUGAUAAUACACAAGAAGCUGGCCGGCCUCAACCUCCUCACAAUAAACAGGGCUUUGUCAGUGUUUACCUCAAUCAGCCCCUACAUUACAUGGAUUAAGAGUGCAGCUUUCAGAACACACUCAGAAAACUUUUUCGAAAACAGGAAUAAAUAAAUGUACAUAGCGGUCCAUAGUAUCAAGUUGUAGUAGUAUUAGUUCGAUCUUUCUGUAUUCAAAUCUGAGGAACCAGUAAAUUUUAAAAUCUAUUUAAUUUUUACCAAUGUAUUAUAAAGGGGAAUCGACGAUUGAAAGCCCUGUUGAAAUUAUUUAUAUCACAUUUAAUUUGCUGGAUUGUUUUUAGAUUUAAAAUUUUUAUGAUAAAUUACGUGUUAGUUUACGUAUUUUUUUAUAUAAAACUUAAAUUUACGUAAAUUUUAUACAUGUGAACUAAAAAAUUAGGCAGAAAAUCGUUUGUACACUAAUUUAUGUCUGCGUAUUUCUGCGACUUCAUUCCGAAACCUACGAUAUGGCAUUGUAUAUUUUAAGAAUAUCCUUCAAGAAAUAUAUAACUUCAAGUAAAAAACGUUAUUUUCACUCAUACUACUAAUUUUCCUCAUAUGUUAUUUUAGCACAUAUUUACUUAAUAUGUUCAGCUGAAAUAAAGUUUAAGUUAAAUAUAACUAA
Messenger RNA from Homalodisca vitripennis (glassy-winged sharpshooter), 1485 nucleotides. Its product is annotated as trypsin alpha-like. The record is from RefSeq and is a predicted model, not a curated record. Gene Ontology annotation, biological process: proteolysis. Lineage: Eukaryota; Metazoa; Arthropoda; Insecta; Hemiptera; Cicadellidae. The transcript has 8 exons. Gene Ontology annotation, molecular function: serine-type endopeptidase activity. The coding region runs from base 220 to 975 and encodes 251 amino acids.